This is a messenger RNA of Plasmodium gallinaceum, 5832 nucleotides long. Its product is annotated as conserved Plasmodium protein, unknown function. The transcript has a single exon. Bases 1 to 5832 code for a protein of 1943 amino acids. The record is from RefSeq and is a predicted model, not a curated record. Lineage: Eukaryota; Apicomplexa; Aconoidasida; Haemosporida; Plasmodiidae.
AUGAAAAAUUUGAAAGGCAGUUUAAAAUUGCUUAAUUCAAAUAUAAAUAUAGAAGAAAAAAAAAAAAUAUGGUUAAAUAUAAUUAAAAGUGAUACAGUUAAUUUAAAAGGAAUAGGAAAAAAUCUAAAAAAUGUUGCUUUGUCGUUUUUUAAAGAAAAUUAUAUAUACAAUGAGGAAAAUUUAAUCAUUUUAAAUUCAUUCUGUAAAGAAAAACUAGAUGAAUAUCUUGUAAAUCAUGAAAUUAUAGAUUUUUUGCAGAAAAUAUUUUUAUUUUAUGAGUAUUUUAUAAGUGAACAAAAUAAUGAUAUUAAUAAAAAACAGUUUAUUGAAAACGUGUGUGAUUGUUGUAAAAGGAUAUUUUUAAAAAAUAUUAUAAAAUACGAAAAGGAGAUACUAGAUUUUUUAUUAAAAAAUUUAAUUAAUUAUAUUAAUAAAUAUUCAUUUACGUUUAUAUAUCAAUCUUUAUAUAAUAUAUAUCAAUAUCAUACUAAAAGUUAUAGAAAAUUAUAUCAUCAUAAAAAUGAAAGAUUUAAUUUUUUACUAAACUUAGAAAGUGUAAAAAUAAAUGAUGAUAUUCUAUUGAUUAAUAAUAAUAGAUUUUAUUUAGAUAAUUUUUUUAUGUUAGACGAAAAUGAUGAAAAAAAUAUAAGGGAACGUUUUUCUGAAAAAAAGGGGAAUGGUAUUUAUAAUAAUUUAAAUAAUAUGCAAAAUGAACAAGAAAAAAAGGAGAAAGAUGAAGAAGAUAAAAAAAAGAAAAGAAAAGAUGAAACUACAUUUAAAAAUGGAGAAUAUAAACCUCAUACUCUUAAUAGGAGUAGAUUGAUUAAGAUAAAUAAUUUAAACGAAGAAUUUAUAUGUUUUUAUAUGUUUAAAUAUUUUAAAUCUUGUUUCGAUAAUAUUAAUUUUUAUUUAAUAGAAAAAUUUAUAGAAAAUUAUUAUGUUAAUCAUAAUAAUGAGAAUAUUUAUAAAGAAUUGUUCUUGUUUUUCUUUUUAAUUUACAAUAAUAAAAUGCACAAUAUUGUAGACAGAAUUUUCAAUGAUACCAUAAAUUAUUUAAAUAAUUGUAAUAAUUUAGAAAUUAAAAAGAAAAAGAAAUUAUUAAAUAAUGAAUCAUUAGAGGGUAGAAAUUUGUGUCUUAAUGAUUUUUUAUUUUAUUUUGAAUUAUUAAUAAAUAUUAUAACAUAUAAAAAUUUCCAGUAUGAAAACAAUUAUGAAUAUUAUAUUAAUUAUCUUAAAUUACUACAUGAAAAUAACACAUUUCAAGAAUUAUUCAUUGAUUCUUUUUUUUUUGUUUUUGUUAGUGUUGAAGAAGAUACUAUUAGAAACAUUCUUUUAGUUAAUUUUGUAAAAUAUUUUUCUAAAAAAUAUUUAAUUUUGUCAAAAUUAUUUAUGAACGUAAAAAAUAUUUUCCAUAUAAUUUAUGAUAUAAAUGAUAAAAAUAUCAUUUACAAUGAAAACGUGUUUAAUAAUAUAUCAACUGGAAAAUUUUUACAAUAUGAUAAAGAAAACAGUAUAAAAAUUGAAUUUAAUUAUCUUUCAUAUAUAGCAAAAAAUAUAUGUAUAGACAAAUAUAUUUGCUUAUUUUUUAAAGAAGUAUAUUAUAUUAUCAGCAAGAGCAAUAUUGAUUUCUUUUGUUAUAUCACUCAACUGUAUCUCUAUAUUUAUGAUAACAUUCUUAAUAAAACAAUAAACAUAAUUUAUGAAAAUGAAAUGAAUUUAAAUGAUAAUUCUUUUGAUAUUUGUAAAAGAAUCCUCAAGCCUUUUUUAUUUGUAUAUCUUGGAUUAUUUGAUAAUUUUGUGCAGAAAUUAAAAAAAAAAUUAUUUAGUGAAAAAGUUAUGCUUUCAUUUUCAUUUUUAAACAAAUAUCUAUUCAAAAAUAUGUUUGAAAAAACAUUUUUACAAAAAGAUUUGUUUUAUGUUAUAUAUCAAAUAUAUUUUCUGUUAUAUUCUCUAAAAUACAAUUUCCUUAGCUUUUUAACAAACAUCAUAACAACCAAAAGAAAAAUAAAUGAAUAUCUUGUAUAUUUUCUAAAAAUGAAAGAACAAAACUGUAAAAAUAACAUAAAUAAAGAAAUAAUGCAUGAUGAAAUACAAAUUUUAGAUAAAAAUUCAUCUGAAAGUGAUACUCAUGAAAAUAAAAACAAACAUAAUAGAAAUAAUGAGAAUUUUGAAGAUUAUAAUGAAGAGAAGGAAGAGGAAGAAAAAGAAGAGGAAGAAAAAGAAGAUGAAGAAGAAGGAGAUGAAGAAGAAGAUGAAGAAGAAGAAGAAGGAAAAGAAAGAAAGAAAAGCGAUUGUAAAUAUUCUUAUAUACGUAAUAAAAAUAAAGAUAUCAAAAUGGACACAUAUGAAAAAAAAGAAAGAAAAUUAAAAAAAAAAUCAAAUUGUAAAAAUGGUAGUAAUGAAACAAGUGAUGAAGAAAUUAAUAAAGGAAUUUUUAAUCACGAAAAAAAAAAAGAUAUUAAUACACAUACUAACCAUGAAAAAAUAUAUGUAAGUAAGGAAGGAAAAAAUAAUAAUAACCACAGCGACAAAAAAAAUUUUAAAAAAAUAAAAAUAAUGAAUUUUUUUGAAAAAAAUUACUCCAUAUUAAAAUAUUUUGAGUCCAACACAGAAAAUAUUUUGGAAAAAUAUUGCACUACAGAUUUAAAUGAAAGUUUAAUUAUUAAAGAAAAAACCAAAUUAAAAAAGAUCAGUCAUAAUAAAUCUGUAAUAUUUGAAUCAGACGAAAAAGUUAAAUUUAGGAAAAAAUUAAAUCAUUUUUAUGAUAAUAAAAUAGAAAUUGAUGAAAUAAUCAGCGAAUUAUUUUUAUAUAAUAAAGAUAAUAUAUAUAGUAAAAUUUUAAAAAAUAAUUUGUUAAUAAUAAAAGAAUUAAAAAAUAUAAAAAUGGAAAUAUUAUAUCCUAUUUUUAAUUCUAGUUUAGUAUUUUUAUUUGAUGACUUUUAUUUUUUUAUAAUUCAAAAUAUAAAAUUAGUUAUAGAAGGCAAAGAAAAAAAUUUUUCUGAUCAUAAAAUAUUUUUAAACAUAUCUCUUAUUUUGUUACACUGUCUAACAAAAGAUGUAAAAAUAGAAAAAUAUCUUGUAUCCAUUUUUUAUAUUUUAAAAUUAUCUUUUAAUAAAUUAAAAUCAUUGCAAAUUAUAGAUGAAAUAAAAAACAAUGACAUUAAUGAAAUAUAUAACAAAAAUAAAAAGUGUUUUGAAAAUAUUAUCAAAUACUAUAAUAUAAAAAAAGAUAAAUUCAUAAAAUUUAAUGUGACUGAAAAAAACGAAGACUAUAAAACUACUACUUCAUUACACCAUAUAGAAGAAGAAAUAAGAUUACAUCAAAAUAUUUUUUAUAUUUUUUUAAAGUUAUUACAAAAUAUAUCUGAAGUACAUAAUUUAUAUUAUAAUUUUAAAUUUAUAAUAUACGAUAUCUUAUUCUCAGAAUAUUCCAAUAAAAGUAUAAUUUUUUCUUGCUUAAAAUGCAUUUUAGACAAAAGUAAAUUAAAUGAAAUAUAUAAUUACUGUUUAAAAAUCCUAAAUGAUUUAAAGGUAGAUAAUAGUCAUCUUAAAAAUAUAAUGAUUAAUGAAAAUUUCAAUAAUCCUAGUAAUACAAAUAAUAGUAUUAAUGAUGAAAACAAAAAGAAAAAAGAAAUAAAAACUGAAGAAAAAAAAAUGUGUAAUUUAAGCGAUAAUUAUAAUAAUAAUCAUGAAAAAAAUAAGGAUAGCUUAGUAACAAGUUUGAAUGAGUCAAAUAUAAAAAGGAAAGAUUAUUCACUGAUUUUAUUAAAUAAUCAAAUUUUAAAUAUUAAUUUUUUGGACUAUAAUAACAUUAAUAAUAAAAAGGUAUCUUCAUUAUAUAUAAAUAUAAUAAUAUUCUAUUAUAUAAUAAAGCAAAAUGAAAAAAAUAAUAAAAAGGGUAUAUAUGAUAAUUAUAUAAAAUUAAAUUUAGAAAACUUCUAUGACAUCAUAAAUAAAUUUUUAUGUAUUUUAUAUUCGACAAAUUCUUUAAAUUCUUAUUAUGAUAAAUAUUUAAAAUACUUAUGUUUAAAAGUUUUUAAAAGAAUUUAUAAUUAUUUUUUAAUAAAUGAAGCAGAAAUAUAUUUGAAACAUUUGAAAAAUAACAGUACAGAAAAUAUUAUAAAUGAAGAUAAAAAAUUAAAUGAUUUAAAAUAUUUAAAGAACCAAAUUAGAGAUUUCUUUGAAUUUAUAUUAAAUAAAGAAAUUAAAAAUUAUUUUAGAAAAGAAAAUUCUAGUAAAAUUCCUUUAGAUGAAUAUAAAUUUUUCUUUUUAAACAAUUUGCGUUGUAAUAGUUUUAUACUAAAAAAUACCAACUUUAUUUUUUUGAUUAAUUCCAUGUUAUUUAUUUUUAAUAUUAAGUAUGACAAAUAUACCUUUUAUAAAAUGAUAUCAAUAAUUUUAUUAGAAAAAAAUGAAGGUAGAAAUUAUAUAUUAAGGAAACUUAUGCAUUCUAUAAAAAAGUUUUUUAAAAUAAGUUAUAUAUAUAAUAAUGUAAAAAGAGAAAAUAAAAAAAAUAAAAUUAGACUAAAUAAUGAAUUAACAAGACAUUCUGUUUUAUUAUAUAUUAUUAGAAUUACUGUAAUUCUUUUUUUAUUAAUAGAUUAUAAUCAGGUAAACAAGGAAAAAUUUAUAAAAGAGGACUAUAUAAAUUACUCAAUGUUUAUUAAUGAUUACGUAAAAAAAAAGUCUCUAGAAUAUUAUUACACCCAAUUAAACUUUUUGCUUUUCAGAAUUUUCUAUGAUGAAAAAAAUUUACCACAUUUCUUUAAAAUUUUUUUCAGCACCUUGUACAUUAUAUCUUUUAAAAAAAGAGACGAAAACAUGAGCUACUUUUUUGACAAAAUAUUUAAUAUCAAGAAUGAUUAUGAAAUGAUUCUAUUAAAAGAUAAAGCAAGUAUUAAUCAUUCUUUUGAUGAUAAAGAUAGUAUCAAAUGUGAAAAAGAAAAAAAAGAGAAAGUGAUUAGUAAUUUUAAAAAAAUUGAAGAAAUAAAUGAUGGUAUGAAAAAUAUAAAUGCCAAUGAAAAAAAAAGAAAAAAUCUUAAAGAAAAUUCAGAUAAGGAAAAUAAUAUUGCUUCUGAUGAAAAGAAUUAUCAUAAAAUAUUAAGAAGCUAUAAAAAAUACAAUGAAUUGAAUGAAAAUGAUAAAAAUAAUAAUUCUUUUGAUAUGAAAAAUAAAAAUUAUAUUGAAGUUGAUAGUUCACAUAAUUCUUCAAAUGAUUCAGAUGAAUCGUUUAGAAUAAAUAUAAAUACCAAAAAUAAAAAGAAAAAUUCAAAUAAUAAAAAAAAUAUUUCAUUGAAUCAAAAAAAAAAUACUACAGAAAGUGUAACUUAUACAAGUAAAUAUAAUCAGUUAACCGAGAAAAAAAAAAAUAGUAAGGAUGAAGUAGAUGAAGAAUUGAAAAUUAGUAAUACAAAUGAAAAAGUUAAGCUUGAUGAAAAUGAAAAAGAUAAUUUAAUAAAAGGAAAUUUUAUUUUUAAUGCAUCUUUAUCAAUUAAGAUUUUAAAUCAUUUUAUUUUUUUAUGUAAAGGAUUUCAUGAAGAUUUAGAAUUAAAAAUAUAUAAUGGUAUAGUUAUGAAUUUAAAAGAAAAUGAAAAUGAUAGAGAAAAAUUAAAAAAUCUUUUAAAAGCAACGUUCAUAGAAGAUGAUAAAACUUCUAUAAAGUACAAGAAAAAAUUAGAAUUAUUGAGAAUUAUUGAAACGAAAAUUAUUUUUCUUAAUUAUAUAAAAAAUAAUUUAGAAAAAAGAAAAUCUCUCAUAACUAGAAUGAGUGAAGUAAACUUAAAUAUUUUUAAAAAUAAAUCAACGUUUAAUAUUGAAAUAGAUUUUAUCUAA